AUGCGUGGUCUUGUCAUCCUCAGCGCGGCCGUCGGCCUGGCCAAUGCUGCCGCCAUCGAAAAGAAGCACUACCCCGUCCCCGGACAAGAGGAGCCCGUCCCCUCCGUCCCUGGAAACGCCUACCCGGUCCCUGAGCAACCUACCCAGCCCGGAAACGGAGGUGCCUACCCUCCUCCUGCCGCUCCUUCGGCCUCCAAGCCUACCGAGCCCGGACACGGCGGUGCCUACCCUCCUCCCGGAUCCGAGAAGCCCACUCAGCCCGGAAACGGAGGUGCCUACCCUCCUCCUGAGCACACCAAGCCUACUGUAGAGGUCCCCCCCCAGGAGACCAAGCCUACUGUUGAGGUUCCUCCCCAGGAGACCCAGCCUACCGGCGAGUACCCUCCUCCCGAGCACACCAAGCCUACUGUUGAGGUUCCUCCUCAGGAGACCAAGCCUACUGUUGAGGUUCCUCCCCAGGAGACCAAGCCUACUGUUGAGGUUCCUCCCCAGGAGACCCAGCCUACCGGCGAGUACCCUCCUCCCGAGCACACCAAGCCCACUGGCGAGGCUCCUCCUCAGGAGACCAAGCCUACUGUUGAGGUUCCUCCCCAGGAGACCAAGCCUACUGUUGAGGUUCCUCCCCAGGAGACCCAGCCUACCGGCGAGUACCCUCCUCCCGAGCACACCAAGCCCACUGGCGAGGCUCCUCCUCCUCAGGAGACCAAGCCUACUGGUGAGCUUCCUCCUCAUGAGACUCAGCCCACUGGCGAGUAUCCUCCUCCUGAGCACACUAAGCCUACUGGUGAGCUUCCUCCUCCCCAGGAGACCAAGCCUACUGGUGAGCUUCCUCCUCAUGAGACUCAGCCCACUGGCGAGUACCCUCCUCCUGAGCACACCAAGCCUACCGAGGAUGUCUCUACUGAGGUGAUCUCCACCAAGACUGCUCACUACCCUCCUCCUUCCGAGACCAAGCCCGUCGAGCACACCAAGUCCACCGGAGGUGCUUACCCUCCUCCUUCCGAGACCAAGCCUGUCGAGCACACCAAGUCUACUGGAGGUGCCUACCCUCCUCCUUCGUCUCACACCAAGCCCUCUUACACGAAGCCCAUCUACACCAAGCCUUCGUACACCAAGCCCGGCUACCCUGAGACCACCGACUUCACCACCUCAACCAUCUACACCACCAAGGUCCACACUGUCACCAAGUGCCCUCCUGAGGUCACUGACUGCCCCGAGAAGCCCCAUGUCACCACCGAGACCAUUGCUAUCUCCACCACAGUCUGCCCCGUGACUGAGACUCACCCCACCGACCUUGAGACCAUUCCCGUCUACACCGAUACCCCCAAGCCCACCAAGCCUGGACACGGCGGCGAGUACCCUCCUCCUUCCGAGACCAAGCCCGGACAUGGCGGCGAGUACCCUCCUCCUGUGCACCACACCACCACUCACUUGAGCACCUCAACUGUCUACACCACCAAGGUUCACACUGUCACCAAGUGUCCUCCUGAGGUUACCGACUGCCCUGAGAAGCCUCAUGUCACCACUGAGACCAUCGCUGUCUCUACCACUCUGUGCCCUGUCACCGAGACCUACGUGGUUCCUACUCCCCCCAAGGACACCAAGCCUGUUGCUCCUCCUCCCCAGGAGACUCACCCCGUGGUUGUCCCUCCUCCUCACAACCCUGGCAACGGCACCUGGACUCCUCCUAAGCCUCAGCCUCCUAAGGAGACCUACCCCGUCCCCGUUCCUGGACAUCCUUCCAAGCCUGAGCAGCCUGAGCACCCCGAGCAGCCCCAGCCUCCUAAGGAGACCAAGCCCGUUGCUCAACCCCCUAAGGAGACUCACCCUACCUACCCCGUUCCCGGACAGCCCGAGAAGCCUCAGCAGCCUGAGAAGCCCGAGCAGCCUGAGAAGCCUGAGCAGCCCCAGCCUCCUAAGGAGACCAAGCCCGUUGCUCAGCCUCCUACUCCCAGCAAGCCCGUAGAGACUGCUCCCGUUGUCCCUGCUCCCAGCAAGCCUGCUUACCCUGCUCCUCCCGCUGAGACCAAGCCCGUUGCUCAGCCUCCUACCGAGACCAAGCCCGUAGAGACUGCUCCUGUUGUCCCUGCUCCCAGCAAGCCUGCCUACCCUGCUCCUCCUGCUGAGACUCCUACCGAGCCCGCCCAGGUUGUUAACGCUGCCGGACGUGUCGGUGGUAGCAUCCAGGCCGCUCUCGUUGCCGCUGGUAUUGUCGCUUUCUUCCUGUAA
Messenger RNA from Fusarium sp. VM40, 2229 nucleotides. NCBI's taxonomy places the organism in Eukaryota, Fungi, Ascomycota, Sordariomycetes, Hypocreales, Nectriaceae. The record is from the annotation of a GenBank genome assembly.